Dermochelys coriacea (leatherback sea turtle) is the source of this 2958-nucleotide messenger RNA. It is a transcript of the gene CRTC2, whose product is annotated as CREB regulated transcription coactivator 2. Gene Ontology annotation, biological process: protein homotetramerization; positive regulation of transcription by RNA polymerase II. The record is from RefSeq and is a predicted model, not a curated record. NCBI's taxonomy places the organism in Eukaryota, Metazoa, Chordata, Testudines, Dermochelyidae. Gene Ontology annotation, molecular function: cAMP response element binding protein binding. Gene Ontology annotation, cellular component: nucleus; cytoplasm.
UCGUGUUGUGCGGCGGAGGCCUGCGGCCUGCGAGGCGGCGGCAGGAGCUGCCUGAGCAGGGAAGAUGGCGGCGUCUGGCUCCGGGGCCGGGGCCGGGCCCGGGGCCGGGCCGGGCCCCUCGGCCGGCGCCGGCGCCUCCAACCCCCGCAAGUUCAGCGAGAAGAUCGCGCUGCAGAAGCAGCGGCAGGCGGAGGAGACGGCGGCCUUCGAGGAGGUGAUGAUGGAGAUCGGCUCCACGCGGUUGCAGGCUCAGAAGCUGCGUCUGGCUCACAGCCGGGGACCCUACUACAGUGGCUCGCUGCCCAACGUCAACCAGAUUGGGAGCGGCGUCUCCGAAUUCCAGGGCCCCUUGCAUUCGCCUCUGGACUCUGCGCGCAGCACCCGGCACCACGGCCUGGUGGAGCGAGUGCAGCGAGACCCCCGGCGGAUGAUGUCUCCUCUGCGCCGAUACGUGCGCCAGAUCGACAGCUCUCCCUACAGCCCGGCCUACCUGUCGCCUCCCCCUGAGCCCAGCUGGAGAAGGACCAUGCCCUGGGGUAACUUUCCCAUGGAGAAAGGACACUUGUUUAGGCUGCCGUCGGCUCUCAACAGAACAAAUUCGGAUUCGGCGCUUCACACGAGCGUGAUGAACCACCCGCAGGACAUGUACUUGGGCCCCUCGCCCCCUGCCCUUCUCCCCUUGCUAGUGUUUCUUUUCCAAGUGCCUCCCAUCGAGGAGAACUUCCUGGAUGACAACAAGCACUUACUAAAGCCCUGGACACCAAGAAGGUGGCUCUCAUCGUCCUCGGCCCGGCCCAGGUCCUGCGAAGUCCCCGGGAUCCAGUAAUAUCUUUCAUCCCCCGAUCAGCCUGCCAACGUCCCGCUCAUCCCCACCGCCCUGAACACGGGCGGUUCCCUCCCCGACCUCACCAGCCUGCACUUCCCCUCCCCACUGCCCACCCCCCUGGACCCCGACGAGUCGAACUACCCCAGCCUGAGAGGGAGCAGUACCGGUAACCUGGCCAACACCAUGACGCACCUGGGCAUCAGCAGCAGCAUGGACUUGGGACAGGCUACGGCUCCGCAGGUGAGGGCUCCAGGACUUACCUCACCUAUGCAGAGCUCCCUGAGUAACCCCGCCCUGCAGUCCUCGCUUAGCAAUCCCAACCUGCAGGCCUCCCUGCGCCCCCAGUCGCUGCAGUCCUCCCUUAGCAACCCCUCCCUGCAGUCCUCCAGAGCAGCUCCUCCUCCCUCCUCCAUGAGCACCCCCUCGCUCCCCUCCUCCCUCAGCACCCCCUCGCUCCCCUCCUCCCUCAGCAGCCAGUCCAUGCAGUCCUCGCCCACUUCCUCCUCUCCCCCAUGGUGCAGGCAUCCAUUAACACGUCGCCCCCGCCGAAGGGCCCCGCUCAGCCCCCUCACCCUCCCAAUGGGUGGCGACUCGAGAAGGCAGCACCCAAAACAGUUCUCACCAACAAUGUCCAACCACAUUGUCCUCCAUCACCAGGGCGUGCCAUUGGACACCAGCAAGCUGCCAGCCGACCAGAGGCUCCCCGCCAUACCCCUACAACCAGCCCGGCCUGCUUGUGCAAUCCCAGCAGCCCCUGCCAGCAAACUCAGAAGCCCCAGCACCAGACGCAAGCCAGCCCUGCAGCAGCAGGCCAGCGCGCCCACGCAGCGGCCGUACCUCUCGCAGUACCAGCAUAAUUCCUCACUACAGCAGCAGCUUGGCCAGCCACUGGGCGACUUCAGUGUGGGCAGUCUAGAGCCGUUCAGCAUGGGCGAGAGCCCCCCGGGCAGCUUCCCGCUCAACCACAACGCCUUCCCCGAGGACCUGGGUGCCUUAAACUACCACUCGGCAGAGAGCCUGGGCUUCUCGGCCAGCGGCAGCAGCUUCCACGAGCCCCAUCUCCUCAGCCGGCAGAACCUGAGCAACUGCAGCCGUCAUGGGCCCAUCCCCAAUAUCGUCCUCACAGGGGACUCCCCACCCGGCAUCUCCAAGGAGAUUGCGUCGGCGCUGGCCGGGGUCCCCGGCUUCGAGGUGGACACAUCCCUGGGCCUGGAGGAGGAUCUCAAGAUCGAGCCCCUCACCCUGGACGGCCUGAGCAUGCUGAGCGACCCCUAUGCCCUCCUGACGGACCCCGCAGUCGAGGAUUCCUUCCGGACGGACCGGCUGCAGUGAGGGGACACGCCCUGGGCAGGCAGCAGAGGAGUGCGGGGGGAGAGAACAGACUUUGAGCAUCGCAAACAAGCCUGACUUCCAGGGACAAACCGCCGGCCCCUGGCUCCGGCGCUGCGCCACCCUCGCUGCCCCGUUCUACAUGAAACCUCCCAGGGCCAAGAGCACUGAGCAGCUGGGCCCAGGCGCCAGGACUCUGCCAAGAAUCACUCGAAGCCGGGCCAGUGCCAGCCUCUGCUCCCAGCAGCAACCCUUUGCCCUGCACUGGGAGGUGGCCAGGGGUCUUGGCCCGCUAAGCAGGGGAGAAUGGGGGUCCUCUAGCUCUGUGCCAGAGGUCCAGGGGACCUCUACUUCUGUGAAGGAUGGAGUUCUGUGUCCACGGACCUCGACCCUCCAACUAGAUGAGGGGCGCUGAUGAAUCCAGCGUCCCCUGCCAGAGAGAGUGGGCCUGUGGUGGGGGAGUCCAGGGUCCCCUAACCCCACGGCCAGGGUGGAGGUGAGCACGGGGCUCUGUGCCCCCAGCUUCCAGGCGACAGUCUGUCCACAUGCUGGCAUGGCUGCGUGUGCAGCCCUGGGCUGGCCAUGUAUGUAACUGUUCUGUUAGCUAGUGACCUGAGCCCCAACGCUCCGGGCAUGGGGUUUUGGGUUUUGUUUUUGCUAAUCAUAAUGUUUAAAGACAAAAUUUAUCCCCCCCGUCUUUCCCCGCUGAGCUGUGUGUACCCGUCCCCUGCUGAGCCGUGUACGGGGGCCCUGCCCAGGGGCGGGGGAGGACAGGCUAUGUAUAAAGCACUUGUAACUUUGAA